UGUUUGUCCCGAAAGUCUGAGAGGUCUACACGUUUGUUGCAACAGUGUGAUAUGGAAUCUAACUCCAAAAGAACGACUUCGCAGGAUUUACUGACAUGUGGCAGUGGUGCAGGUCUCAAAGAUAAACUGCUAUUGAAGCCUGCUACAGCCAAAACAUUACAGACUGAAAGAAUCCCUCAGAGCAGUGUUCUCAGCCGGCUGCAGAGUUUCCUUCCACAAAUGGCGGAGGCCAACGAGAGACUAAAGCAGCAGAUUGCAGAAUGUCCCAACGGACAGUUUGACAUAGAGUGUGUUGAAGAUGCAAAGAGGGUAAUUGAGAUGGAUGUAGCAUUGGUGGAGCUGAGUGGAUCAGAAAGUGACUAUGAAGAUUCAACAGAGUCUUCUGAGGAUGAGAGCAGCAUCACAGAGCAGAACCUAAAGCUGCCUGGACACAAAAGGUCGAAGAACAAACCUAGCAUCCAGGUCGUGGACCUAGAGAACAAGUAGAACGAGCAGGACCUAUUUUUUAAAAAGACAAUUUAGAGAAAACGUCCCAUCUACCACAACUUGAGGAUUUAAAGUCCAACUUGAAUGUGCUGGAACAACUCAUUUUGUUUUUUCCUAUUUGUUGUCACUAUGCUGUCUAAUAAGAUUUGAAAGAUGACAGGAACUAUAAUCUGUUUUGUAAAUAAUAAAGCUUAAAUACUUGUUUACUGCAUGUUUCCACAGCAUGAUGUU
Molecule: messenger RNA, 717 nt
Organism: Synchiropus splendidus (mandarinfish)
Lineage: Eukaryota; Metazoa; Chordata; Actinopteri; Syngnathiformes; Callionymidae
Gene: nopchap1
Product: NOP protein chaperone 1
Exons: 4
Coding region: 52-486 (144 amino acids)
Biological process (GO): box C/D snoRNP assembly
Molecular function (GO): box C/D methylation guide snoRNP complex binding
Source: RefSeq, a predicted model, not a curated record